UGGUGGACUGGACGUUUCGGGACGGACAGACCGGACUGUGGGUGGAAACUCAAACUCAGAUCUACAUUCACUGCAUGAAGAUAGGCAGCCGAAACUCAAUAAGAAACACGAGAGGAGGAAACGCGGAUUAACAACAAUUAAUACUGCUUUCCUCCUGACUGUUUUAUGACUUCGUUAUUUGGCAGCGACAUGUUUUCGAUGUGUCCAAAAAGUUUGCUGUUCUUUGCUCUGGUGUGUGCGUGCGCAGCCUCGGCUGGAGCCAAAAACGUCAGUGCACUUGGGAGGACCUUCAUCUCUUAUGACAGUCCACAGAGGACAGAUGAGGACCUGCUUCAAUAUCUGGAACCUGGUCACACCGAGGAUAAGGGUCCUGUAUCUAGUCUGGGGCCAAACAUAACUAACACAAGCAGUGCUAGUGGCAGUGGAUAUAAGGAUGCUGUACCUGUUCUGAGGAGCAACAGCAACUCUAUCUCCCGUCGGUCGCCAUCCAACACCAGCCGGCAUGGAAUCUCAGAGGAGGCGCGGCUGUUUCUAACAGGACCUGUGUCCACCGUCCUCAUCCCGUCCUUCUACACACUGGUCUGUCUCAUCAGUUUACCCAUCAACAUCUGUGCAGCGGUGGUCCUCGCUCGGAGGAUCAGGCCAAAGAAGCCGGCGGCGAUCUACAUGCUGAACCUGGCCUGUGCUGACCUGCUCUUUGCCAUGGUGCUGCCCUUCAAGAUUUCGUACCACUUCAAUGGAAACGACUGGAUAUUCGGUCCAGCCAUGUGCCGUGUGGUCACCGCAGCCUUUUACUGGAACAUGUACUGCUCCGUUCUGCUCAUAGCCCUCAUCAGUGUGGACCGACUUCUCGCUGUGGUCUAUCCUAUUGACUCCCUGUCUUGGAGAAGUCCUAGAAAUGCCAUCGUAGCCUGUCUAGCCGCGUGGUUUCUCUCCUUCACUGGCUCGCUGCACCUCCUCUUCACUGAACAGACAUACCCCGUUACACAGUUGAACAUCACUACUUGCCACGAUGUCCAACCCUCACAGCUUUUCUGGGCCUACAAAACCUACUUCCUCACCCUCUGCUGCCUCCUCUUCUUCCUGCCCCUGAUCGUCACGGUGGUGUCCUACACUCGGGUGAUCAUGACCCUGAGCAAGGUGCCACCGGGAGUUCCAGGCCACUCGCGCAAAAGAAGAAGAGCCGUUGUGAUUGCUCUGACUGUGCUGGUGAUGUUCGUGCUUUGCUUCACACCCACAAACUGCUUCCUCCUCUUGCAGCAGCUGCAGUUCACUGAGGGGGAUACGUUGAGUCGGGAGGCCUCGGAUAGCCUCUACGUGGUCUAUUUGGUGUUUCUGUGUUUGGGAAGUCUGAACUGCCUCCUGGAUCCUCUGGUAUACUAUUUUGGAUCAUCUCAAUUCCAGAGAGAGCUUUUCAGUGUGCUGAGGUGUAAGAAGAUCACACAGGGCACCAGCAAAAUUCAACAUUCAUCAUCGGAUCCGAGCAGAUCCUCCAGCAGAACACUUCUGAAAUCCAGCCAUAAAGAAAGCUCCCAAAUAAACACUCCACUCGACAAAAUGGACUCUUACCAGGCAAGCCUCAGCAGCCAAUACAAGAAACUUAUGGUCUGAGAUAAAAUGAGCAAGUGGGUGCAUUUUUUGUUCCUUUUUAUUAUAGUUUUUGUCUAGAUCAGUGGUUCUCAAACUUUUUAGACUGCGUACCACCUCCGAAAAUAUUUGGCUCUCCAAGUAUCACCAUUGUGGUAGACGUUAAAAUACACUGUGGGCCUAUUUCAACACACAUUUCAUGCAAGAGGCAAAUUAAUUCAUAAAAAGAAUAUUAUUUAUUAUUGACUGCUGGCAGCCACACUGUAGGCCUACUAAGGGCUAGCGCUUGAACUGGCACACAGAAAAGUGCAGAACAAUAAAAAUGACAACUUCAUACCAACAACCUGUUUGGAAAUAUUUAGUCUGCAGUGUUUCCCACACAACAGAAUAACAUUAACAGAAUAUCUGUUCUGAGCAGAUUAAAGUUGUUUGUCGCAAAAACUAGAUUAAUUUAGAGGGGAAAACACAUUUGAUAUAAAUACAACCCAAUAGAUACAAGCUAGAUAAGAGUACGACAAAAAAAAAAUGUUGUUUUAUGCUGAACGGGUUUGUUUUUUAUAUUGUGGAGAUUUCUUUGCGUACCACCACAGGGAGCCCACGUACCAACGGUGGUACGCGUACCAUAGUUUGAGAACCACCGGUCUAGAUCAAUUGUACUGAAGGUACAACAAGUUUGGAUCUGCUUCAGUAGAUGGCUGCAAAUAUAACAGUUAAAACUAGAAUGUAACAGUGCCUUGCGAUACACAUGAAGGACAAUUCAAAUCGAUGAGACAGAAAAUGUAUUGCGAUACAAAUUUUUAACCAGCAGGUGGCCCUUUCUGUAUUUUGCGGCGGGCACACAAGAUAAAAAACAGUGUGCUAUAAUCGCAAGAAACUGAUUAUCGAAAUGUUUAUAUUUUUUUAUCGUGUUGCAGCACGUAAAACAGCGCCAUGUUGAGAAACCCAAGACAACAAAAAAAACAUAUUUAAAAUGUGUUUUUUGCUCAUGAGCCAGAGAGAUUCCUACUUUCAUGGAUGGUGUAAGGGUUUGGGCUGAUGAUGAUGAAUACAUCAGAAUCAGUUUAAAUUAUGACCGAACUUUUCAAAAACAGGAAUGGAAGUGUAUAACGUGUCAAAAUAAUUGUGAAGAAAUUCAGUGUCUUUGAAAAGCAUCUGUGCUUCAAUGCCAGAAAUCAGGCUUCACUUUUCAUAUCUAUGCUUUGAAUGUAUUAACUUGAUGCAUACUUUUUUUUUAAAUCCUUUUGUUUAUAAAAAUUUUAAAAAAGAAGUCAUGAUUUGACUUCAAUUUCAUUUCAGAAAUGUCUCUGUUCUGAAGGGGGGGAUACAGUUUUGUCACUAUAGGCUGCUGGCUGUUAGUAGCAACAACAAAAACAAGCACUUUUAGUGGACGUACUGUGUUCAUCAGUCACAUUGGACCAAAAAAAUGCCUUUCAGCUAGCAUGUUCUGUGGCUCGGCUAAAGCUAUGGAGCAACUCCAAAACGUGCACCUUCUUAUUUAGUCUCCAAAAUGUGCAGACUGACUGACAAGACUGACUUGACAGACUCUUGCAUGUCAUUUCAGGGUCAUGGAACUGCCGAAAUAUUCAAUUUUGAAAGUAAUAUAAAAGUUAUUCUUGUGGUUGUAUGAAAAGGAAGAUAUCAAACCAACAGAAGUUAAAGGUUUGGUUUCAUAUCAACAAAUGUGACGGCGUAAGAGCUUUUUUUUAGUGCUGACUGAACCACAGGAAGGAAGUUGAUAAGAUUGGUUUCCUGGAAAACUCAGAAAACUCUGAUGAACAUCUGAUACUAUGAACCGCUUUCAUGUUUCUCUGUUACCAUGUUAUAAGCUGUAAAUGAAUCUAUAAGUAUUACAUUAAAUGGAAGGAAAGGGCUUGUAGUUAUUUUUUUUAUAUUCUCUGUAAAUAUGUCGGUUAAAGCUUAUUUUGUAAUUAUUAAUGAUGUACUAGUUUGCACAUGAUUAAUGACCAUGUUUAUACCACUCAUUCUUUGGAAUAAUAGUUUUAACUUUUUUAGGAAUGUCACAGUGUUACAAACAUAAACUAACAAGUCAUGCACUGAUCCAACAUUCCCUCAUGGUGUAGUCAGCAAUGUCACACUGCUCUCUGCUGGAGGGAAAUUGUAAUUACUUCAGGUGUGUCAGAAUUCAUUUGACUGUUCUCCAGGUUAUGUUGUCCUCCAGCAGGUGGCGCUAUUAAUUUGUUUAUAAAAAUGUAACCUGAAGGAAGGCGUCUCAUUUCAUUGUGUUUAAGUCUUACAGCAGAGUUAUGAUAAUGUACAGGAACAACUAACAAAAUAAAUCAUCUUUAAGUCUUUCAAUGCCAUUGGAAACAA
This is a messenger RNA of Labrus mixtus (cuckoo wrasse), 3918 nucleotides long. Its product is annotated as proteinase-activated receptor 1-like. Gene Ontology annotation, cellular component: membrane. Gene Ontology annotation, biological process: thrombin-activated receptor signaling pathway; phospholipase C-activating G protein-coupled receptor signaling pathway; positive regulation of Rho protein signal transduction. The record is from RefSeq and is a predicted model, not a curated record. Gene Ontology annotation, molecular function: thrombin-activated receptor activity. The transcript is spliced from 2 exons. Bases 166 to 1611 code for a protein of 481 amino acids. NCBI's taxonomy places the organism in Eukaryota, Metazoa, Chordata, Actinopteri, Labriformes, Labridae.